Drosophila subpulchrella is the source of this 210-nucleotide messenger RNA. RefSeq names its product keratin-associated protein 5-10. The transcript has a single exon. The record is from RefSeq and is a predicted model, not a curated record. NCBI's taxonomy places the organism in Eukaryota, Metazoa, Arthropoda, Insecta, Diptera, Drosophilidae. Bases 13 to 210 code for a protein of 65 amino acids.
AAGCCGAUUGCAAUGUUCAAUAUCAAGAUAAUCAUUCUGGUUGCCCUCGCCAUCACCAUGGUCCAGAGUUGUUCCAUAAACCAACCAGAGGAUGAGGUCCAGUGUGGAUGUUGCAAGUCCCAAUGCUCCUCAUGUGGAUGCAAAUCCUGCGGAUGUGGAUGCAGGCCCUGUCGUUGUUGCUCCUCAUGUGGGUGUGGCUGCCAGGACUAA